AGAUGACUCCAGACAUGAACCAGGACGUUGAGUACGCCGUGUUCGGCGUGUUCGUGGCGGCCAGCCUCUUCACGGGCCUGUACUUUGCGUUGGGCAAGUGUCGCCGCAAACCGUCCGAUCGAACUGUCCUCCGCGGGAGCAUGGCGGACGAAGAGUUCCUCGGAGGCCGAAGCAUGGGGAUGCUGCCCCUGGCACUGUCCGUACUCGCUUCCAUGGUGACCGCCACGGGACUGCUGGGCUUCACGUCCCACUUCUACGCGUACGGAAUGCACCUGCUGUGGGGCUCCAUUCCCGUGCUCGUUCUCUUGCCCUUCAUCGCGUACGUGGUCAUCCCUCUGGUGCGGCGGCUCGGAGUCACCUCCGUCUACCAGUACAUCCGGAUGCGCUUCGGCAACCAUGUGGGAAUCGCUGCCUGCGUAGUCUACUUCUUCCUCACUGAAAUCCAGGGCGCCGUCAGCAUAUUUGCGGCCGCCGUGGCAAUAUCCACAUUUUUUCACAUGCCGCUGCUGUACUGUUCCCUGGCUAUCGGAGUUGCGGGAACACUGUACACCGCUCUGGGCGGCAUGCGGGGAGUUGUGUGGACGGACAGCGUGCAGGGAAUCCUCAUCCUCGUCUGCCCACUGACCAUCCUUGGCACUAUCGUCUACGACUCGUGGCACAACGCGACUUCCAGUCAUCUGCGCCCUUUCAGCGACAUCGACAUGAAGCCCUACUUGUUACGGUUUGACUUGGACUUCACGAAGGACGAGAACGUGUGGUCAUGCGCUCUGGGCUUGCUUGCGGGGCACGCCUAUCGGAUGGGCAUGGACCAGAUGGUUGUGCAGCGAUAUGCAUCGGCAAAGUCACUCAGAGCAGCCCAGAGGACUGCGUUCCUAGGGAGCGCUCUCCUCGUCAUCUCCACGGCUCUGUUGUCCGCGGUCGCCAUGGCACUUGUGUACUGGUACCGCGAUUGCGACCCACUUUUGUCUGGAGCUAUCAAGAACAUCGAACAGAUCAUCCCUUACUACAUUAACCAGAGGCUUUCAGCAUUUCCGGGCAUGACAGGCAUUUUCCUUGCCGGAGUCGUUAGUGCCACGCUCAGCACGGUCUCCUCGGCCAUCAAUUCCCUGGCGGCGUCUGCAUUCCUGGACAUCCUCUCUCCGUUCAUAGACAUGAACGACCGGUGCUCGAGCAUAACCAUCAAGUCAAUUGCGUUUGUCUUCGGUGCCCUGAUGACUGGACUGGCUGUAGCUGUGCCCUACAUCAGCUCUGCCGUGCGGCUCAUCAUGGUGGUUCACAGCAGUACAUCCGGACCCUUCAUCGGCCUCUUCGUUUUGGCCUUGGCGUUCCCGUGGGCCAACGGCAAGGGUGUCAAACCCGCGACCAUCGCCGAGUUUCAUAUCAUCCUAGCUCCCGCGAACGGUACAUCUAAGGAUACCUGA
This is a messenger RNA of Rhipicephalus sanguineus (brown dog tick), 1421 nucleotides long. RefSeq names its product sodium-coupled monocarboxylate transporter 2-like. Gene Ontology annotation, cellular component: membrane. The record is from RefSeq and is a predicted model, not a curated record. NCBI's taxonomy places the organism in Eukaryota, Metazoa, Arthropoda, Arachnida, Ixodida, Ixodidae. The transcript has 12 exons. The coding region runs from base 3 to 1421 and encodes 472 amino acids. Gene Ontology annotation, molecular function: symporter activity. Gene Ontology annotation, biological process: sodium ion transport; transmembrane transport.